Messenger RNA from Notolabrus celidotus (New Zealand spotty), 4860 nucleotides. RefSeq names its product zinc finger DHHC-type palmitoyltransferase 12b (gene zdhhc12b). Gene Ontology annotation, biological process: protein targeting to membrane; peptidyl-L-cysteine S-palmitoylation. The transcript is spliced from 5 exons. Gene Ontology annotation, molecular function: protein-cysteine S-palmitoyltransferase activity. The coding region runs from base 638 to 1450 and encodes 270 amino acids. Lineage: Eukaryota; Metazoa; Chordata; Actinopteri; Labriformes; Labridae. The record is from RefSeq and is a predicted model, not a curated record. Gene Ontology annotation, cellular component: Golgi apparatus; endoplasmic reticulum.
ACAUGUUGAAUAAAGGUUUUUUUGAGGGGGAAAAAACUCGCAAUGUUAAACAAAAAGGUUCCUUGAGCCCGCCCUAAUCGUCAUGUGGUUGAUUCUGGCCAAUCACAGUCCAGCCUUUAAAGGGACAUCAACAAAACACAGCUGUACUGAAGCUGUUGGUUUGUGUUGCGUUAUUAUUACCGUGGCUCUUGCUUUAAAUCGUUAUUAAAUACUUCACAGUACGGUUCCCUUUAAAUACUGUGUUUUUCGACAUAUAUUCAAUUCAAAGUUUGGCUCCGGUACUUCACGCUGCGGGCUAACGGUCGCUCCAACGGUCGCUCGGUAAUUCGACGCUGACGUUAGCUUGUUGUAUAUCUCACCGCUGGAUGCAGGUAUUACAGCAGCUUGUUGUUUAUCUCACCGCUGGACGCAGGUGUGACAGCAGCUUGUUUAUCUCACCGCUGGACGCAGGUGUGACAUCAGCUUGUUUAUCUCACCGCUGGAUGCAGGAGUGACAGCAGCCUGUUGUUUAUCUCACCGCUGGAUGCAGGUGUGACAGCAGCCUGUUGUUUAUCUCACCGCUGGAUGCAGGUGUGUCAUUUGCUCAUCCUGGGUGUGAAGCCUCGGUCCUUGAUGGAUGCUCUAACAUGCUAGGACCAUGUUCAAGAAUGUGUUCGGCUCAGGGUUUCUGGUGAGAACAGCUCAUGUGAUUUUGACAUGGGUCAUAACGCUCAUCCUCUUCCUACAUGAUACAGAGCUGAGGAAGCAGGAGGAGACAGGUCAGCUUGUCCAGCCCGUGCUCUUCGUCCUGCUGGUGCUGGUGUCCGUGUUGCUCUAUUUCGCCGUCUCUCUGAUGGAUCCUGGAUUCAUCCUCUCUGAUGACAGCGACCUACAGUUCACCCUGGGAGUGACUGAGGAGCAGCAGGACAUGAUCCCACCCACCACCAAAUCUCUGCGACAGAGACGCUGCGGUCACUGUCUGCUGCAGCAGCCAAUGAGAUCCAAGCACUGCCAGACGUGUCAGCACUGUGUGCGGCGGUACGACCAUCACUGCCCGUGGAUCGAGAACUGCGUUGGCGAGAAGAACCAUCGCUGGUUUGUUCUCUACCUGGCUGUUCAGCUGCUGGUGCUGCUGUGGGGGCUGCACAUCGCCUGGACGGGGUUCAGCUUCGCGCCCACCUGGCAGCUGUGGCUGCGGACUAACGGCAUGCUGCUGACGGUAGCCAUCCUCGUGGCUCUGCUGUCGCUCAUCGUGCUGCUGCUGCUCGGCUCUCACCUGUACCUGGUCUCGCUCAACACCACCACCUGGGAGUUCAUGUCUCGCCACCGCAUCUCCUACCUCAAACACUGCGGCGCCGACGAAAACCCCUUUGACCGCGGGACCUUGCACAACCUGUGGGGCUUCUUCUGCGUGUGGGGCACUGUGGUGUGGGAACAGGUGUACUUCAGGGAGGGCAGCGACCAGGUGUGAGGACAAACACAAACACAGCUUCAGCAGACUUAGACUGUGUUAAGCUUACGAGUAUCUCUUCUGGAUUCAAGGAGAACACACUCCUGUCCACAAAUCUGGAGAAAAACAAAACGUGUGUGCGGUUUACCUCUCCAGAGACAUGUGUGAAUAACUCUACAACUUCUUCCUUCUUUUACAAGAUCACCCUGAUCCAGCCGAACCCUGAGGCACAGAUAUCCUUAUUUAAUACUUUAUAUAUGUGCUUUUACAUGCAGAUAAUCUCUGCAGGAGCUUUUCAAUCAAAUUGAACAUGUAAUAACUAAAAUCUAACUACCUAAUCAUAUUUUAUUAUACAGUUUUGUACAGUUGUUGAAUCAUUUUGACUGUACUUGUGCGAACAAAUCAUUUGGAUGAAAAGGAGCUGUCGAAUCUGAGAAGUCGAGGACCAAAUCUGGACAGUGGCUGGAUCCUUGACCGACAGGUCGUCUAAAUAUUAAUGUAGAAUUGCGCCUUCUUUUCAUAAAAGUAGCUCCUCCCAAGUUGCUUCUGAUUGGUUGACCUUAUCCCCUCCCCAAAGAACUGUGACCCCCCCCAGAGAGAAGAGUGUCGUCAGCAAAACUGAGGCCCCAAAAUACCCCUGACCCGACCUGCGACACCCUGAUCAGGUUUCUGUUUGUGGUUCAAACUAACCGGUUAGUGAUUUCUCUUUGAUACGAUGGACAAACUGUUUAUUUAUUUAUGUUUUUCGUGUUAUUUAACAGACUUAUUGCACUCAUAAGAUUGCUCUUAGAUGAGGGUGGAAGAUGACAUCCCUGCACUUGUGUAUCGCUGUAUUGUAACAUAAAGUAGGACGGGUAAAUGAAGCACAAAUAUCCAGCCUAUGAAACCAGCAGAGACGUUAGAGGCUCAGUUAGAGGUACCCGGAUAUAUUCGAUCAUAACGGACUGCCAUGAAGCCAGAAAACGUCACUUUUAAUCCCCUGAAGUUUUAAAAGACAAGACACCAGCACUCCAGCGUCUGAUUUAACAUAUUUGUUUAUAGACAUGGACUGAAAUCUAGCUGAAUGUGAGAAAAACUGUGGGUUAAACAUUUCCCUGACUGCUGCUGCUCACAGGAUGAGGAACCAGCCCUUCUGAUUUGAGAUUACACUCAAACAUACUCCUAAAAUAUUCUACCGUCACUUUAAGACGUGCAGAAGGACUUGUAAGUUGCAAAAUGUGUUACUUUGAGACAUUUAUCUCUCAGAGUAAUGUUAUUUUUCUGUGGCUCAGAUUUCCAGAGCUGAAUUUUGUCCCGAGGCGGCCCCUGAUUGUUUACAACCAUCGAAGUAUAACAAAUCCCUGAGACACACAAUCACCCGCUCUGUCUCCAGGCUCUUCUCUGUCCCACUUUAAGGCUCUGAGUGAAGCCGGUCAUUAAAACGCUCGACUCCAUUCGACCCUCAUUCCUGCGUCCUCCGCUGAAUCAUUCAUGUGGGUGGUAAUUAUGUGUGAAACUCCUCCUGCAAGACUUCUGCUCUUACACAUGCUGAGUGACUGUUACUUUAAGAGGUGCUGCAGUGUUUCAAACCUGGGACCUUGUUUAUCUGUGUUUUUUUGUCCCUGACAAGCCCAGGUUAUUCUCCUAAGAGUCUGACAACAUUACAGAAGACAGGCUCAGGUUGUUCUCCUAAGAGUCUGAUAACAUUACAGAAAGGAUCCUGUAGAGAGAGAGCUUUAUGAGGAAGAGGAAGAGGAAUUUAACCACACACAGACGUGACAUCACUUUCUUUAAAGCCACCAGACCUCAUUCAUAAAAACUCAGAUUUUACCACAAAUACACAGCAGUUCCUGGUCGAUCACUUCCUCAUUUCCUCAAGUUUAUUUGUGCUUUUGUGAGACUCUCGAUUGUUCAAAAGGCGAGAACUCAUCCAACUAAAUGUUUUUGUAACAAACAAUAACACAGACAACAAGACCAACUGAGGGAGCGGUAAACAAGCAACUUCCAUGGAGUUUGGUGGCUUGGAAUACGAUCAUUUAAUGUCGGAUUCAGGCUAAAAAAAUCCUCUUCCUCUUCCUCAUAGAGCUCUCUCUGUAUGGAUCCUUUAACACAGAAUAACAGGAGUUGCUGGUCUACCCUCGCCUUGAUCAGAGAGGUUUUUGGGUUCAUUUAGGUUGCGCAAUUAUUUUAAUCAGGGCAGACUUCAUGAUGAGGGAACAAUUAUUUGUUUUACAUGUUUAGAGAACGAGAAAUGGGAAGCAUCGACAGGGAUUAGACUUCAUCAUGUUGUCCUCAUGUACUCAAAGAGGUAGUGAGGCUGAGAGCAGGAAAGGACCCCCCCCCCCCCCCCCCCCCCCCCCCCCCUUAGGAGUCUAGACUAGGAUGCAGGGUGAGCUAAGGAGCUGAGGAGUUGGACACAGAUGAGAUGGAUUGUUGCUGACUAGGAUGGAGGAGGGUUGCAGUGCUUGGACUGAAACGUCGACUGAAAGCAGAACAGAGAUCAGAUUGAAAUUUUUGGCAGCAGCAGGAUGAUUGGUCUACUCGUAGCACGGCGCAGUUUGUCUGUAUGUUGAUCUAGUAAAUGGAGAUAAAGUCGACCAGAGCAAUGAGGAACCAGCACAGGCAUGAGGACGCUAACCUGCAGGUUGUAGACACACUGGAAACCAAUUUGACAUACUUUACUCACAGACUCUCAGAUCCUUUAUUAAACCGUGUUGAAUGAAACGUGCUCAGAUGUGUUUUCGUACCAGUUCAGACCCCGUAAAGGUCCUGGUUUUAGAGACCCUGUGGUUCCUCUUUAAUUCUGCGUUUAUGAAGUUCUGCUUCGUCAGCCUCGUCUUUGUUUAUUCUUCCGUUUGACCCUCACUCCCGCGUCCUCCUCUGAAUUAUUAAUGCUGUCGUGUCAUUAUGCUGAACACUCUCAGUGAGCCCGAGUAUCAGACUGUUAAUGAACCUUGAAGUUUACUUUGAAUACAAACAUGAUGUUUGAACUUUAAAGGACGUGUUUGAGGUGCAGAAACUGAUCUUAGUGAACAACUCUUACUGAUUUAUUUUUGUUCUGUGUGAUACUUCUCUGUAUUUAAAGAUUUUAAAGGAUGAACAUCUUUGAUCUGAACGCCGAUUAUGAGUUGAAGUGAGUGAAACUUAUAAUCCUGUUCUUGAUAUUUAAAUGUGCACAUGUUUUAUCGUUGGAGCAUUUAAUCUGACUGAUGUACAGGAUGUUUUGACUUUAUCAGCAUUUAAAGCUAUUUCAUAUCUUUGUAAAUAUCAGGCAGAACUCUGAGUGCAAUACAUUGUUUCCUUUUAACCUUCUCGUGCAAUAGUAACCCAGCAAUAACCGUGGUGUUGAUUCUCCUGUACAGUGAGCGCUCAUGUUGUGAACUUCUGAUCAUAUGCAAUGUUUUUUUACUUCUUUGAAACGACGCGUCAAUAAACACAGAUCAUUAAACGUC